AAUGUAUUUAUCGUCGCCUUAUAGGUGACACAUAUCGUAUUGUUGGUUGAAUAAAACGUGAUUGUUUUAGAUAUAAUGAUAGUGUUUUUGUGUAUUUUUGUGUUUAUUAUUACCAACGUGACCGGUUACCAAAAUAAUGACGGAAAGACGAAGAUAAUCAUAGAUAACGAUGCUGGCGGAGACGAUGCAAUGGCUAUAUUUCUUGCUUUAUUAUACGAAAAACAUUUUGAUGGGCCUACAUUGAUUGGUCUCACAACCGGUAAUGGUAAUACCAUUGAAGACAACGUAUGCAUAAAUAAUCAAAGAAUUCUUAAAGUCGCCAAUAGACAAGACGUCCCUUUAUAUAGGGGAUCUAAGUCUUCACUGGUGAUAACUCCAACCACCACAAAUUAUUAUGGCAAAGAUGGCUUAGGAGAUAGUGGUUUAUACUAUAACGAUUUGGAGCCAGCCAAAGAACAAAGUGCAGUCUCAGCCUUAAUUGAACUUUCAAAGAAGUAUGAAGGAAGUUUAACGGUUAUAACAUUAGGAUCUCUAACAAACGUUGCCUUGGCGAUGAAAUUAGAUCCUGGGUUUCUAAACAGACUUCAACAGCUAUACGUGGCGGCUGGACAUAUACAUAGUGAUGAAAUUCCAUUGCCCGAAUUUAAUGCGCUCACGGACGUUGAGGCAUAUCAAGUUGUAACUCAAAACGCAACUCCAGAUAAAUUGACAAUCAUUCCAUACUCCCAAGUAAUGAGAUGUUUGAAUUUCUCUCGGGCUUGGCGACAAGAAGUUUUAGGAGCUAUAGACACAGAAGUAAUGAUAGCACAAAAUUUGUUUGAAAAAGUAUCUGUGCGGAAGAACGAACGUUGGCAAGCCCUCGACCCGGCAGCUGUUGCGGUUGCAUUGAAACCUGACUUAGUUAAAGAAUAUAAGUAUUCGAAGAACGGUAUUAAAACUUGCGGUGACCAACGAGGCAUCAAUACAAAUGAAUUUGUUUCUAUGCAAGAUGCAAAUGUUAGGGUAAUUUAUUCCGUCCAUGAAGAAGAAUAUACGCAAUUUUUGUUAAAUGUACUUUCAAAACAUGCAUGACGAAUAAAAUCCACAUUUACAACUACUUUGCUUUGAAACAACGCCAUCUACAAAUUUGCAUAGGAACUACAUUAUAAAAGCCAUCUAGUAGAGAUUCUAAGAACAAUUCGGUCUUUAGUGCUUGCAAGUUUAUAUACGUAGAUUUAAUUAUUUUGAGUUGUAAUAAAUUUAAUGUAUAUUCAAAGAUGGCGCUACAGCAAAAACACCUAAAACUAAUAUUUCAAGCGUCAAUGAUCUACGACGACGCCACCAGGGCGGCGCCAAAUAAAAAAAUUAAUUUGUUCGAAAAUUGGUAAUGUUUAUUUCUGUAUUAUUAGUUAUAUUUUAUAUUAAUUAGAUUAAAAAUAAAUAAACCAAACCUAUCCAUAUUAAUAAAUUUAGAAAAUUAAAAAAAAGAGAAAAUGUGCAGAAAAUUAAAGAGUAAUCCACUAAGAUGAUAAACUUUUAUCUUAAACUAACUUCUUAAUUAAAUUACAUUUUGUAACAUAAAACUACACCUCUGUGUGUCAACUAGCGACAUCUGGUGAGCGGAAGAUUAUUUGCCACACUGACCUGUACCUAUAUGUACCUGUACCCACGUACGUGCCCUCAUUAAUGUUAAUACAAAAGCAGGUAAAAUAAUGUCAAGUAAAAAUUGUACAAUUAUUCCUUAACCUUCAUUGUUUAAUAUCAUACUUUUUAAGAAUAUAUUUUUAAUU
Molecule: messenger RNA, 1769 nt
Organism: Parnassius mnemosyne (clouded apollo)
Lineage: Eukaryota; Metazoa; Arthropoda; Insecta; Lepidoptera; Papilionidae
Source: the annotation of a GenBank genome assembly